Messenger RNA from Vitis riparia (riverbank grape), 1069 nucleotides. Its product is annotated as nicotianamine synthase-like. The record is from RefSeq and is a predicted model, not a curated record. Gene Ontology annotation, biological process: nicotianamine biosynthetic process. Lineage: Eukaryota; Viridiplantae; Streptophyta; Magnoliopsida; Vitales; Vitaceae. Gene Ontology annotation, molecular function: nicotianamine synthase activity. The coding region runs from base 1 to 858 and encodes 285 amino acids. The transcript has a single exon.
AUGGCUUCUCUGCAGCAAUCUUCCCUCAAAACCAAUGUCUCCACUGAGCUUCUCAUAGCUCGCAUUGUACAAAUCCAUGCCAACAUCUGCAAGCUUGAGUCCCUGAGGCCUUCAAAGCAAGUCAACAGCCUCUUCACCCACCUUGUGAAGCUCUGCACCCCUCCAUCAUCCAUAGACAUCACAGGCUUACCAGAAGAAAUUCAGCUGAUUCGCCAAAGCCUCAUAACUCUCUGUGGCAGAGCUGAAGGCCUACUUGAGCUUGAGUUCUCAACUUUCCUCACAAAUGUCCCCCAAGCCCUCAACAAUCUCAACCUGUUUCCAUACUAUGGGAAUUAUGUUAAGCUGGCCAACUUGGAGUACAGAAUUCUUAGUGACAAUGGGGUUGUGCAGCCCAAGAAGGUGGCCUUCAUUGGCUCUGGUCCACUGCCUCUUACCACCCUUAUAAUGGCCACACAUCACAUGAAAUCCACCUGUUUCGACAACUUUGAUAUGGAUGAAUCAGCUAACGCUGUGGCUCGCCAAUUGGUAGCCUCUGAUGCUGAGCUGCAGAGGCGCGUGAAGUUUGAGACUCGCGAUAUAAUGGAAGUUAGGGACAAGCUUGGGGAGUAUGACUGCAUCUUUUUGGCAGCACUGGUGGGGAUGAGUAAGGAGGAGAAGGUUAAGAUUCUUGGGCAUGUGAGGAAGUAUAUGAAGGAAGGGGGAACUCUACUUGUGAGAAGCGCGAAAGGGGCUAGAGCUUUCCUGUACCCUGUGGUUGAGGAGGAGGACUUGCUUGGAUUUGAGGUUCUCACCAUUUUCCAUCCUACUAAUGAAGUCAUCAAUUCAGUAGUUCUCGCUCGCAAGCCUAUCGAUGAAUAAGCAAAAAUCUGCUUCCUUCUCUGCUAGUUUUUUUGGUUAACUAUGUGUCUACGCUUAUGUUUUUUGUGUUGUGCCAGCUGAAAAUAACUAGAGAACUCCUCCUUUCUCUCUAGUUUUCUGGUUUUCAAGUAACAUGUACUCUUUAAGGUCUGUUUUGUACCAGUACCAUCUAUGAGUCCUGCUUUGAAUUCAACAUUUAGUAGUUUCUGGA